GAGCCUUUGUUCUUUUUUAAACAGGUAGAGGGUGGAAGGGAGGCAGGUUUUGUGUUCUGGGUUCCUCCAUUUUGUGUAUGGCGGUGUGGUUUGUGUGCAGGUUCUGAAUGGGUUCCAGUUGGCUUUCAGGAUUUUAUUUACAAGAAAAUUAUAUUAAAUAAGAACUAUACCUACCUUGGAGCAUCUCUUGGACAACUUGUUGUUGUUGGACUGCCACUGGAACUACAGAAUAAGCAUCAACAAACAAACAAACAGUCAGGUCUGUGAGGAUGAGAAGGUCUCCACAGUCUGGAGUCUGGUCUCUGACAGGCUCAACAUACCUGUCAAUCAACAGGGACUCCUCUACAAAGGCAAGGCGCUGGCAGGUAGGCUGAACAACACAGCACAGCACAGCACAGCACAGAUCACCCCUCAUCUCGCCCCUCACCUCACCCCUCCUCUCACUCCUCGCCUCACCCCGGGUCAGUGUGGCACAGCCUGCCUGCUCUUCUGAACAAACACUUCAGCCCUGCAGACGCAGUGAGAGUCUGGAGCAGCUACACAAGGUGAUGAAGUGACACUUUGAAUAUGGGGCCUGAUGAGAGAAGUAUCCUUUUCAUGUGGUUUUGGUUUUGCCGUUGUGAGCAGGUAUGGGAGACAGCACCGUGUCUGCAUGUGAAAUAACAAAGUCAUCGCAGUGGAGGGACUCUCUGAAGGCUGCUGUUUGUGGAUUUGUCUUGUAAUGUGAGUGAUCUACUGUACUGUGAUGCCACUGUCUGUACGCACGCUGCACUGCAGGGGAGACACCGCUGGCAUUCACAGGGCAUGCUUGUUCAUUUAAAGCACGCUGCACUGCAGGGGAGACACCAACCUUCUGGACAAAGCCAAAACAGAUAGAGGAGUGACCAAAGUGAUCCUAUCAUUUGAAAUCAACAACAAGGACCAGAAAGUCAAAGAGACAGCUAUCAAAAACCUACAAAGGAUGUACAGGUCAGCAAAGACAACCUUCCCAACUGCAGAAAUCAAAGUGCCACUGGUGAACUUCUCACGAGCACUAGACAUGCAGGCCCAACGGAACUUGGAAGAACUAAACGGAUUCAUCUCAGCCAACCUACCACACAUACCGCUAUUACCAACUGAGAAAUUUCAAGUAGGCGGAGACAACAUCCACUGGACAACCAACACAGCCAAAGAUAUGCUCCAGCACUGGUGCCAGCAUUUAAACUAGGAGACCCCACAAGCCCAAAUAUCUCCAGGGAGGGGGCAUCCAACAUAGUCAAUCUAUGUAAAUACUUCACACCAACAGAGAGUCAAAACAGCCUUUUGAGCAAAGGCCUCUCCUUCAUACCCACACCACAAACUGAAGCAAAACAGAAGCAGACACUGCGAGCAGAAACACAAGACUACCAUAGGAGGCUAAAAAUCGCAACCUUCUUUGAAGAGGAAGGAGACUCAAAUCACAUACCCUUCCUACCCAAAUCCAACUGGGAACCAAAUAACAACCAAGUUCCACAGGAAAUCACAGAGAUUAUUCUUGAAGAUCUAAAAACAAUACACAGCCUGAACCCAGGUAACUACAGAACAGAAGACAACCUAACAGCACCAGAAAGGAUUGCACUUAAGGAAUUACAAAAACAUACCGACAUCAUUUUCAAACCAGCAGACAAGGGAAGUUCAAUAGUAAUAAUGGAUAGAGAAGACUACAUCUUUGAAGCCAACAGACAACUAAAUAAUCAAGAACACUACAGGAAACUAGACGCACCAAUUUAUCUUGAUUCUGCUCAGGAAAUUAACACAAUAAUACAAACACUAACAGACCACAAAAUAAUUACUAGAAAACAGGCACACUAUCUCAAGGGGGCAGACACACCCAGAGCACGCAUUUUUUACAUGCUACCAAAAAUACACAAAUCACCAGAAACAUGGACUAUCCCACACACCAUACCACCAGGCAGACCGAUAGUAUCGGAUUGCAACAGUGAAUCAUAUAGAAUUGCAGAAUACAUAGACCACUUUUUAAACCCCCUAUCCACCAAACACACUAGCUACCUUAAAGACACAUAUGACUUCAUAGACAAAAUUAAAACACUCAAACUACCAGAAACAGCUUUUCUCUUCACAAUAGAUAUAGACAGCUUGUACACAAACAUAGAGACCAACACAGGCAUUGCAGCUAUCAGGAAAUGUCUAAAUCUAAAUCCGGAUCCAACCAGACCAGACGAGGAACUGAUCAAACUCCUGGAAAUCAGCUUAACGAAAAACGACUUUGAAUUCGACAACCAAUUCUACCUCCAAACCAAAGGAACAGCGAUGGGGAAACGCUUUGCUCCAUCAUAUGCUAACAUCUACAUGGCCGAUUGGGAAGAAACAAUCCUCCCCAGAUGCCCACACAGACCAACUCACUAUUUCAGGUACCUAGAUGACAUUUGGGGCACUUGGACACAUAGCAUGGAGGAAUUUACACAUUUCAUCUCGUUACUUAACACACACCACCAGUCCAUCAAGGUAAAAUACACCACACAUAACAGCAAAGUAAACUUUUUAGACACCACCACUUACAAAGGACCACAUUUUUCACAAACACACCAACUAGACACAAAAGUAUAUUUUAAAGAAACUGACACACACACUCUACUACACAAAACCAGCUAUCACCCUAAACACACGUUUAGAGGUUUAAUAAAAUCACAACUACUCAGAUUCCACAGAAUUUGCACACAACAUACUGACUUCCAGGCAGCUACCAAAGUUUUAUUCACAGCACUCAGACAAAGGGGGUACUCCCGUUCCUUCCUCAGAGGAGUAAGGAAAACUUUCUUAGAACAAAAGCCUAGAGACAACAAAAAGAUUAUUCCACUCAUAACUACCUACUCACAUUUUAGUGUGGCAGCUAAUUCACAGAUAAAACAAAACCUAACCAACAAAUUACAAGACACCAACCUUCUUACAGGACACAAGAUCAUCUCAGCCUACAGAAAAAACAAAAACUUGACCAACUAUUUAGUGUCCAGUAAACUGCCUUCACUUAAUCGCAAACCAACAAAAACAUCACGACACUUCAAGCAACUUUCCUCCCUCCGGAGCCAAUCCACAGGCAUCACAUACAACAUUCCACAAACCUUUACACAAAACAGCAGGAACUGCAUCUACGCAAUACAAUGCGAUACAUGCAAAAUCAUUUACAUUGGAGAAACAGGCAACACUAUCCGAGUAAGACUAACACAACACAUCUAUAAUAUCAAACACAAAAAAGAAUCACAAACACCUCUAGUAGCACACUUUCUACAACACAACUUGGAAUCUCUGAAAAUUACAGGGCUGGAGAGGAACCAGAACUGGACAAUCGGAGAAAGGAAAUGGAGAGAAAAAGACUGGAUCAACAAACUACAAACAACUUUCCCGCUAGGCCUGAACAUUAGAAUCUCCACGAUAGACCUAGACUAGAAAAGGAGCUCCAAAACAAAAAAAACAAAGAAAGAAAUCCAAAAAGAGCCAGAUGGCCAGUGCAUCUUUCUUUCCCUGAAAAACCAACCAAGUGUGGAGUUCUCAGGGAAACAAAGUUCCUACCUCAACCUAACCCUAACCCUAACCCUAACCCUAACCCUAACCCUAAACCCUAACCCUAACCCUAACCCCUAACCUCAAGCUUACUUCAUCUUAUCUCAUCUCUGCACUGUGAUGAAAAGUCUAUUUCUUGUACAAACAUUGUUAUUUUUUCAUGUUUUAUUUAUUUAUUUAUUUUAUUAUUAUUAUUAUUAUUAUUACUGGUUCCACACACUCACGAUGAUGUGGGCUGGCUGAACAUCAUAGUGGAGGCAAGGAUGAGAUCAUAUCAUUACAUUAGAUUACAGUAUAUUACAUUACGACCCUAACCAGCACAUUUAAGAAAAUGUCUGUGAUCUCGAACUCCCUGUUAUGAACGGGGGUCCAGGUUAAUCCAAAUCAUUUUAAAGGGCUGCUGAGCUGUCCAGAUUUUAAAACGAUAUGUUGGUUUGCCUGAAUCAGCAGUUCUGUUAAAUGACCACAAGAUGGCAGCAUGAGGCCAUUUUCCAAGCGCAGCGGAUUCUGAAAUGCUGUCCCAUGUUUAGUAAUGCAGGAGGCGCGGGCGCUGCUGUUUCUCCACUCCGUGUACUGUUUGUUCUCAUUUUAUUUCCGUAUUUUCUCAUUUGAUCUCUUCUAAAACUACAAUCCAUUCAAAGUGCGUCUUUUAAUUUCAUUAUUUUUAAUGUACUGGUCUCUCCCACAUGUUUUAUUUAAUUACAUUUUGGUCAAAUAUGACAUCAAUGAACUUUGUUUGCUAAGUUAGCAUCUCUCUUGUUGAACUUCCAUUAGUGCUUCAGGGCAUAACAUCUUCAUUAUUUCUGAAUUAUGAAGAAAGCGCAGGUCUUUCCAAAUCUCUCUCUCUCUCUCUCUCUCUCUCUCUCUCUCUCUCUCUCUCUCUCUCUCUCUCUCUCUCUCUCUCUCUCUCUCUCUCUCUCUCUCUCUCUCUCUCUCUCUCUCUCUGUCAGUGGAUGUGUUCAGAUCUUCAGGAUUUCCAUUACAUGAGAGUAGAAACUUCAUGUUGAGUAGCAAUUCAAUCCUAUCAGAUUCCGAGAUUUGGUUUUAUUGUGGAUUGCUGCUACACAUCUCGUCCCUGCCUGCCUAACAAACUGCAUCUCCUCUCUUUGAUUUCCACUUUCCAUCUCACUCUGUCCUGUCUCUCUGCUAUCCUCCCAGGUCCAAUCUGCAAACCAGGCCCUUCCUGCAUGGAAACAUUACAGAGCUCAAUAUUUUUAUUUAUUAAAUGGUUACUUCAUAGAAUCUAUUUUUGGCCAAAUAUUUAAUUUUUUCCCAUUUAAUCUGACCUUGUAUUUGUUCUGUAUAUUUAUUUCUACUGCAGCUUCUGCUUGGAUCAGUAGUGUGUUGUGAUUAAUCGAUACAAGGAGUUUCUUAUUAAACCAGACCCACGGCAUGACUGGAUUUCUCUGAUUAAGAGAUUUAAAAUAAUAAUUAACAAACACCACAGUUGUGUGUGUCUCUGUGUCUCUGUACAGCUGUGUGUGUGUGUCUGUAUAACAGUGUGCAUGUGCUGCAGCUGGGACUCUGUGUGUGUGUGUGCGUGCGUGCGUGCGCGUGUGUGUGCGUGCGUGCGUGUGUGUGUGCUGUAUUUGUGAGUCUGUAUAUAGCAGUGUCUGUGGGACAAGCUGCUGGUCUAUUUCACCAUCCUUGCAACCCCUCAGGUGCACUGCACAUGAAGAAUUCAAAUACUGGGGAGCAUUUGAGAGGCACUCCCCAACUGAGCCAACCAGAAAGCUGCUGAAAGUAUUGGCCUCUGAUUCUCUUGUCAGCUGGUUCAAAGUUAUGUUUUUUCCCCUCAUUUUCAGAAAUAUUGUUUCAUUUACCUUAUAGAGCUACUGUAUAAUACGGUUGGGUUUGAUAAUCCCUCCUCUCUUCAGUGGCAUGUAACCCUGCGUGCGUGUGCAGCCUCUGACAAGGGAAGUGAAUCUCAUAUACCAGGUUAGAGUGUGAGGCAGUCACAAGCAGACAGGUGGUGCAGUGGGCUAGUUCACUAACAUGCUGUGCUGUUCACCUUGGUU
Messenger RNA from Acipenser ruthenus (sterlet), 5555 nucleotides. RefSeq lists its product as uncharacterized. Lineage: Eukaryota; Metazoa; Chordata; Actinopteri; Acipenseriformes; Acipenseridae. Bases 1666 to 3423 code for a protein of 585 amino acids. The transcript is spliced from 3 exons. The record is from RefSeq and is a predicted model, not a curated record.